Molecule: messenger RNA, 1968 nt
Organism: Penicillium coprophilum
Lineage: Eukaryota; Fungi; Ascomycota; Eurotiomycetes; Eurotiales; Aspergillaceae
Product: DNA-(apurinic or apyrimidinic site) lyase APN2
Exons: 5
Coding region: 1-1968 (655 amino acids)
Biological process (GO): base-excision repair
Cellular component (GO): nucleus
Molecular function (GO): zinc ion binding; DNA binding; phosphoric diester hydrolase activity
Source: RefSeq, a predicted model, not a curated record
AUGGGGGUUCGUAUCACCACAUGGAAUGCAAACAGAAAUCCGUUCUCCUAUGAGCCAUGGAGAGGAACGCGCACAUUCGAGUCCAUGUUUGAUACACUGGAGGCGGAUAUUGUAGUUUUCCAAGAAACUAAAAUCCAGCGCAAAGACCUCCGUGAUGACAUGGUCUUGGUUCCAGGAUGGGAUUGCUAUUUUAGUCUUCCCCGACCUUUAGGAUACUCGGGUGUUGUGAUUUACACACGCAAUGCCACAUGUUCUCCAAUAAGGGCAGAAGAGGGCAUUACUGGAGUUCUCUGUCCACCGAAAUCCUCAACACCUUUCUGCAGUCUUCCAGAAGAGCAACAGAUUGGCGGAUAUCCAACAUCGGAUCAACUUUUCAGGCCUGCUAUGGACCAUGAAGGGUCUGACCCGGAAGAGAAGCAGAGUGUGAGCUCGGUAUUCGAUACCAGAAUAGAUGCACAAGCGCUCGACUCCGAAGGGCGCUGCGUCAUUCUAGAGUUUCCUGCAUUUGUCCUUAUUGGUGUCUAUUGCCCUGCCUAUCGAAAUGAGAGUCGGGACGAUUUCCGCACAGACUUCCUCAAUGCCCUAGAUUGUCGAAUCCGCAAUCUGACUGCGAUGGGGAAGAAGGUGGUCCUGACUGGGGAUAUAAAUAUUUCGAAGCAGAGUAUUGAUGCUGCUCAUGGAAUCGAGGCCAUACGGAAAGGUACAAUGACAGAGGAGGAAUUUGUAUCUGCGCCUUCUCGACGUUUAUUCAACCAAUUGGUAUUGGAUGGUGUGGUUGUUGGUGAACGCGACGAAGGCAGGGAAAAUCCUGUCCUUUUCGAUAUCUGCAGGUCAUUCCAUCCAGAUCGUACAGGCAUGUAUACGUGCUGGGAUCAGAAACUCAAUGCUCGGCCCGGGAAUUACGGCUCGAGGAUUGACUAUGUGUUGUGCAGCUUGGAUAUGCAGGACUGGUUCUCUGACUCAAAUAUUCAAGAGGGAUUGAUGGGAUCAGACCACUGUCCUGUGUAUGCUGUCAUCAAAGAGACUGUAAAUCAGCCCGGAGGCGAGGUAAACAUCCGGGAUAUUCUCAACCCACCGGGGAUGUUUAACAGUGGCAAGCGCCAACAGGAGUACUCAAACGAGUGUGUAUUGCCAGUCUCGGGACGUUUGUUCCCCGAGUUCGACGUUGAUAAGCGCAGAAGUAUCAAGGACAUGUUUGCUCGCAAACCAACCAGCAUUCCGUCAAAUUCGGGAGAACUAGCCGCUACCCUGGCCAACAUCCCCACGACUCAAGUCACGAGAUCUACAGUCAUGCCAAAGGCCUUCAGAGCUACAGAUUCAGCCAAAAAGAGUUCUUCGCCCUCCAAUGAGAGAAAUCAACACCCUCAGACUGCUUCUCGCAAACGCCUCCAACCUUUACAAACCACAUUCGCGAAACGUCCCAAGCCCGCCGUAUCGGCGUCUUCCGAGGGCUCUGUGACAGGUCAAAAGACAUUGAUGGGCUUCUUCAAGCCACAUGCUGUGAAUUUACAUGAGGCUACCCGGUCACCCAUCGCUUUACCGGGCCCUUCGACACCACCACUCAGCCAUAGGCCAUCAGAAUUUCCACAGGAGAAGGGGAAAGCUCCAGCGGCCAGUCCGCAGCCUCCAUGGCCCCAGGAAGACACCAUAAGAAAGGCUGCUGACACUUCCACCGAAUGGCCGAUAGCCAGCAAGUUCAUUGAUGACGAAAUAAUUGACCCGAUUGUCAGCAAGGAGGAUUGGUCAAAGCUUUUCACCAAGAAACCCGUUCCACCCUGCGAUGGGCAUCAAGAGCCGUGUAUCAGCUUGACCACGAAGAAACCCGGAAUGAAUCGCGGUCGAUCCUUUUGGAUUUGUCCCCGGCCAUUGGGACCCAGUGGAGAAAAAGAAAAGGGCACCCAAUGGCGGUGUCCCACAUUCAUAUGGGCAAGUGACUGGAAUUCACCGACUGCAACACAGGGGCAAUAA